Messenger RNA from Desarmillaria tabescens, 1736 nucleotides. RefSeq names its product mitochondrial ribosomal death-associated protein 3-domain-containing protein. Bases 237 to 1646 code for a protein of 469 amino acids. Gene Ontology annotation, molecular function: structural constituent of ribosome. The transcript is spliced from 9 exons. The record is from RefSeq and is a predicted model, not a curated record. NCBI's taxonomy places the organism in Eukaryota, Fungi, Basidiomycota, Agaricomycetes, Agaricales, Physalacriaceae. Gene Ontology annotation, cellular component: mitochondrial small ribosomal subunit.
GUGGAGUAUAUUUAUGGAAUUUCAAAUACGUCGAGGGUCUUGACAAAUAAAGCAAACAUUUGUGACAAAAUAUCACGUGUUAUGUGACAGCAUGUCCGUUUCCGAAAUUUAUCGUCCCGAAUUCAUCGACAUCCUCCCGACCGUGUGGUCGACACGGCAUAUUUACUCAGUUCUCCAUUUCGUACUAGGAAGGGAUAACCGGGACUGUUUUUUAUAGGCAACAGUCUUGGGGGGCGAUGGCACCGGCAAUUUUAGCUCGCGCAGGGACGUCGUGCUCCGCGUACCGGCCUCUUAUUAACCAUGGAAUCGCACUUAUGCAGUCACGGCACUAUGCGGACAUUCCCGACGUCCCACAAGCGAGAGGGACAGCGUCAUGGAAAUUGAAAGGACCCAAGGACAAGGGCAAGCUCUUUCGUCGGGACCACCGCCAGGGGAUAUUCCGGCCAAUGCCCGAAUCAAAACUUCAGCACGAGCUCUUUGAAACUGGAAGCCGACCAGUGCUUGACUAUCCUCCUUUUGGACCAGAGACGAUACGACAGGACAUGAUUGGCCAGGCUACCCUCUUUGUACCAACAGAAAACGACCCGGUACGGUAUUAUGGCUCGCCCAAACCCACACUUCUCGAGCACCGAAUAUUGUCGCGUCCUUGUUCAAUAAUACGACAAUCCACGGUUGACAUGGUGCGUAUCCUCCAUGGACACGCCCAGAAUGAAGGGAGCAAACGGCACAGAGUUGUCAUCACUGGUCGGGCCGGAACCGGGAAGAGUGUCCUUCUAAUUCAGUCCGUCCAAUAUUGUCAUGCGCAGGAUUGGAUAGUCAUAUACGUGCCUAGAGCUGUCAGCACCGUGAACUCAACGACUUUGCACACCUACGACCUUCGAACCCAAACAUAUGUCCAGCCCAAUUACGCACAUCAAACGCUCCGGCGUAUCCUCAUUGUGAACAGAGCUCGUCUGGAUUCCAUUCCGACUCAGAAAACUCACGCUUUUGAGAAAGUAAAGGUUGAAGCAGCUUCCCCGUUAACCACACUUAUCGAGGCCGGCCUUGCCGACAAGGCCAUCGCGCCUGCCAUUCUCGAUGAGCUCUUCUCCGAGCUAGGAGAGCAAAAACAACAUCCUGUCUUGUUGGCCGUCGACGACUUCCAGGCGCUCUAUUGCCGCACCGCGUAUCGCGAUCCUCAUUUCAUGCCGAUCCGCUCUUACCAUCUUUCGAUGCCUCGCCUUCUUAUGGAAUACGCGUCAGGCAGGCGAACAUUUGCUAGGGGAGCUGUUGUGGGAGCUAUAACCUCCACUGACACCCAGUAUCCUCUUUCAGAGGAUCUCCGUCUAGAGCUAGAUGUUUUUAAUGAUCGGGCUACGAGUCCUUACGACAAGCAAUCUCGUCCUCUUCGAAAAUAUGCUUCGGGUCUUCUCCCACUACAAGUCCCGGAUGGCCUCACGCCCACUGAAGCAGCAUCGCUGUUUGACAUCUGGAUGUCGGAGAAAGCCCUAGCGCCAGCUGCGACUGACGAGCUUUUCCUGGCAAAAUACACUGAAUCGGAUGGGAACCCCAGGGAUUUUGUCUGGAAGGGACUUCUCGGGACCUUGGAAGGCCCGCCGUUGGUUAUUGAUAAGCGCCGUCCGUUCGCCCAGAUGACUAUACCGUGAUCUAUCGAAGCAGAUUUAUACUGUUUUGUUUUUCAUAGGGAUGGCGCCAAUGCAAGCAGUUAUUCAACGGUAGACUGGUGGAAGAAAACU